UUCACAACCAACAGAUGGCGCUUACACAUUAAUUUUAUAUUAUUAGUUUUUGUCUGUUUUGUUUGUGAUCUGUUAUUUCGUGGGUGUUUGUCACCUGUCAUAUCACCACACAAACAUAUAGUGGUGCUGAUCUUUGAUCAGUGGUGUGUUAUUAUUUACAUAUUAUUUACGUAGGCCAAUCGAUUUACAUAUAGUUAUAAAUGAGUUUUAUUUAUAUAACCAUUCAUGUAUAGCAUGCUAUAUUUGCUUUAAGAUAACCGGAUUUUGUUAUGGUUUUUAAAUGACUCAAUUGUAAAAGUCUGUGAUUAAAAUGAAACAGCACGAUUUAGCUAGCACCAUUUCUCGGUUUGUUAUUAAUAAAAAUGAAUUAUUUGAAAUUGCGAAAAACAUCAAGUCAAUCGCAAAUUUAAUCACAAUAAUUGAUUGUAUUCACUUUGGUUUAAACACUUACAAACAAAAAACAGUAUUGGAAAUAGACUCAGUUGUGGAUUACCUUCAUGAAGAGCUGAAUACAGGGCACUGGUCUGACGUGCCAAUUUCUAUUAGACAAUGUUUCACCAUUGCCAGUUUUAUAAAAUGUUUAAUAUUAUUAAAAGUUGCAGACAAAUUUGACAUUAACUUGUUGCAGACUGCUCUAAAAAGUAUAGAUUUGGGCUUAUUAUUAGGUGCUCCUUUAAAUCUUAAUGAAGAGUUAUUGACUGAUACAGCCAAAUAUUUGGCACUUGAAAUUGAUGAACUAAGAUCAGAUUCAUCAACGUCUAAUAUUAAAAUUGGCAAUGAGCCAUUGGAUAUGUCUGUUUAUAAAAAUCUUAUAGCAAAGGAAAUUCCGAUUGUAAAUAUACCAAGUUUAGAACAAUUCAACGAAUCUUAUUUUAUUCCGCAAAUACCAGUCAAAUUGAAAGGUUGCAUGGACCAAUGGCCAGCCUGCAAGCGGUGGCUAAAUGUUAAUUAUCUUCUAAAAAUAGCAGGUGAUAGAACUGUUCCAAUUGAAAUAGGCUCCCAUUAUUUAGAUGAAAAUUGGUCGCAAAAAUUAAUGACCCUCAAAGAUUUCAUAUCAAAACAUUAUCUAAGUAAAGACGGCGACAUAGGCUAUUUAGCGCAACACAAUUUAUUUGACCAGAUUACUGAAUUAAAAGAAGAUAUAUUAAUACCUGCCUAUUGUGCCUUAACUCUAGAAUCAGAAAAUUCGACAGAACCCGAUGUAAACGCAUGGCUUGGUCCAAAAGGCACAGUUUCCCCUUUACAUUUUGAUCCCAAAAAUAAUUUGUUGUGCCAGGUUUAUGGUACAAAACAAAUAAUAUUAUUUUCCCCCGAAGACUCCGAAUAUUUGUAUCCUCACAAAGGAAAUUUCGUGAGCAACUCCGCUCGAGUAAACCCAAUCGAUCCUGACUACAAUACUUUUAAAAAAUUUUCAAAAGCAACACCAUUUAAGUGCCUUUUAGAACCAGGGGAAAUGUUAUUUAUCCCAAUCAAAUGGUGGCAUCACGUGACUGCGUUAGAAAAAAGUUUCUCCGUCAGUUUUUGGUGGAUGUAGUAAAUAAAUAAAAAGUAACAAUUUAUUAAUUUUAUUGUGUAAUAAAUACAUAUUUUUGUGGUUAACACCGAUUACCAUAAAUAAAUGUGUAAGCUAAAAUUAGCUA
Molecule: messenger RNA, 1640 nt
Organism: Aethina tumida (small hive beetle)
Lineage: Eukaryota; Metazoa; Arthropoda; Insecta; Coleoptera; Nitidulidae
Gene: JMJD5
Product: bifunctional peptidase and arginyl-hydroxylase JMJD5
Exons: 3
Coding region: 311-1534 (407 amino acids)
Cellular component (GO): nucleus
Molecular function (GO): histone H3K36 demethylase activity
Source: RefSeq, a predicted model, not a curated record